CGUUGAUUGUUGGCUUGGGUUUUUAUUGAUUUUUUACUGUUUUCUAAAUAGAUACGUAUAUUUAUAUGAAUACAAACCCUACAUAACAAUGAUGAGCCUUCAAGAGAAAGUCUUCCUUUACAUUUGCAUAUCAUUUACAAUGUUUAAAACAGUUUAUUCUAUAAACUGCUACCAGUGUUCAGGAACGGACUCGAAUAAUCCGUUUCAAUGUAAUGAGUUCUUAGAGAGUGAUGUUGAUUUGGUACCUAAUGACUGUGCGACAAUACAUGACGCUCAGUACUGUAUCAAACAUGUUGGACGAUACGAAGGUUCAUCGUUAGAAUGUUAUCAGUGCAACACUUCAGCAACUAUGGAAUGUGGUGAUGGCCUAAUGUCUCUAGACGGUGGCAUACUGAAGCCGUUGUCUUGUGACCACGUGUACAAUGCUCAGUACUGCAUCAAACUAACAGGAGGUAUCAGCACAAAAAGGUUCUGUUCAUCAUUAGAUCUAGGGAAUUACUGUAACUAUGUUCAGCAGCCAGGUGACAAACUUGAGUACAGGACUUGUAUCUACACAUGUAGCACAGAUGGUUGCAAUGCCGGAACAAGUUUGAAGACUUCACUUCUGUCUGUAAUCACAGCUUUUCUUCUCAAAUAUAUUGUAUUAUAAGAUCCAAAAAUCAAUUUUGUAUAAAGCAGCAUUUAAAUAGAAUAAUAUUUCUUACCUAGCUAUCUCUAUUUUUAAGAUAUGGCUUUAUUUGUACAUUUUCAGUUCCCUAGAUCAAUCCAACAUUAUAAAUAUUUUGGAGUAUAUAAACGACAAUGUAAAAACAUAUGACUUCAAAGUAUGAAGUGCCUGAAUAUCAAAUAGAAAAGAAAUAUAUAGUUUGUAAGAGUAUUAUUGUCAAAAUAGUAUGUAAGCAAGCUCUUAUCACAAGGAUCACUGUUUAAAAUGGUCUUACUCUGUAUAGAAUAUUGAAUAAGCUUGUAUUUUACAAUAUUUAUCAAGAAAAUGUACCUGUCCGUCCAAUAUAACAUUCCAUUACUUUUAUGUAAGUCAUGAAUCUCAAUAUAUUGUAAACUUAAUUAAUUUUGUUAAAUAUUGACUGACUAGAAGGUAAAAUAUUUGUUUGUAAUACAUGCAUUUUGUACAAUAAAUAUUUCAAUCUAAUAUA
Molecule: messenger RNA, 1154 nt
Organism: Helicoverpa zea (corn earworm)
Lineage: Eukaryota; Metazoa; Arthropoda; Insecta; Lepidoptera; Noctuidae
Gene: bou
Product: U-scoloptoxin(05)-Er1a
Exons: 4
Coding region: 89-649 (186 amino acids)
Biological process (GO): positive regulation of voltage-gated potassium channel activity; regulation of synaptic transmission, cholinergic; sleep
Source: RefSeq, a predicted model, not a curated record